Acanthamoeba castellanii str. Neff is the source of this 813-nucleotide messenger RNA. RefSeq names its product HemolysinIII related subfamily protein. Lineage: Eukaryota; Discosea; Longamoebia; Acanthamoebidae. Gene Ontology annotation, cellular component: membrane. The record is from RefSeq and is a predicted model, not a curated record. The transcript is spliced from 9 exons. Bases 1 to 813 code for a protein of 270 amino acids. Gene Ontology annotation, molecular function: signaling receptor activity.
AUGUGCUGCUGCGGUUUCUUUGCGCCACCUCCCCACGGGCGAUUGGUGCCUCUCGACGAAGCGGAACCCUACAAUCGAGGGAAUCCCUACAUUCACACGGGCUACCGAGUGCGGUAUGACCUGAAGCUUACUCUUCGCUCCCUUCUGUUCCUCCACAAUGAGUGGGCGAACGUGUGGACGCACCUCUCCGCUUUGAUCGGCUUCUUCUUCCUGAUGUUCUACGCCUACUCAACCUGGCUCGCCGAUGGAUCGUUUUCCGACAAGGCCAUGUUCCUCGUUUGGGUCAUCUCUGCGCAGACGCUGCUCUUUUCGUCUUCGUUCUUCCACCUCACAGAGUGCAUGGGACCCAAGGUGUGGCUAAUCGGAGUUCGCAUGGACUACACCUCGAUCUCUGUGCUGAUCGUCGGCUCUUACUUCCCGAUGAUCCACUACCUGUUUGCCUGUCACUCGGGUUGGCAGUACUUCUACAUCGGGCUGAUGCUUGCGCUAGGCGUUUUGGUGAAACCGGAGUUCCAGGCACUGCGCGCAAGUCUCUACGUGGCCAUGGGACUGUUCGGUGCGCUGUGUGCGCCGCACGUCUACAUCCUCAGUAGUUCGGAAGAGCUCGCGGGGCUGAUGCCCGGAGGAACCUACAUCGUGGGCGCCUACAUCUACGCCACCAAGAUCCCAGAGAAGUGGUUCCCGGGCAAGUUCGACUACUGGUGGCAUAGCCAUAUGAUCUGGCACAUAUUUGUGGUGGCGGCGACCAUGUGGCACUACUCGGCUGUCUACCACGCGCACGAGUGGCGCACCAACUUCCCUUGCGCGUCCUGA